Ictalurus furcatus (blue catfish) is the source of this 3021-nucleotide messenger RNA. Its product is annotated as calpain-1 catalytic subunit-like. The transcript has 22 exons. The record is from RefSeq and is a predicted model, not a curated record. Lineage: Eukaryota; Metazoa; Chordata; Actinopteri; Siluriformes; Ictaluridae. Gene Ontology annotation, cellular component: cytoplasm. Gene Ontology annotation, molecular function: calcium ion binding; calcium-dependent cysteine-type endopeptidase activity. Gene Ontology annotation, biological process: proteolysis. Bases 146 to 2260 code for a protein of 704 amino acids.
UGUGUGUGUGUGUGUGUGUGUGUGUGUGUAUACGUGCGUGAGUGUAUACGUGCGUGAUGACUUCAUCGCAUCCUUUUUUCCUUUAAAUUCAUGUAACCAGCUGGCUGCUGGUCGCCUUAGGCAAGUCGGAAAAGCGAAACAGUGCAUGUACGUGUUUGGUGGGAUGUCGGCGAGAAUUCAUUACGAUCGCCUGCGGGCAGAGGGCGCGGGCACCAACGAGCGAGCGCUGCCCUUCCUCAACCAGGACUAUGAGGCACUGAAGCAGGAGUGUUUGGAAAGCGGCAGUCUCUUCGAGGACCCGUGUUUCCCGGCACGGCCGCCGUCGCUCGGAUUCAAGGAACUAGCGCCUCACUCGUCCAAAACGCGUGGAGUCGAGUGGAAGCGGCCCAACGAGUUGACGGCUGAUCCUCAGUUCAUCGUUGGAGGAGCCACCCGGACCGAUAUCUGCCAAGGAGCUCUGGGUGACUGCUGGCUGUUGGCCGCCAUCGCGUCUCUCACUCUGAACGACAAGCUCUUGCACAGGGUGGUUCCUCACGGCCAGAGCUUCACGGACGAUUACGCCGGCAUUUUCCACUUUCAGUUCUGGCAGUUCGGCGACUGGGUGGACGUCGUCAUCGACGACCGUCUGCCCGUGAAAGACGGGGAGCUCGUUUUCGUGCACUCGGCAGAAGGGUCCGAGUUCUGGAGCGCCCUGCUGGAGAAAGCCUACGCUAAGCUGAACGGCUCGUACGAGGCUCUGUCCGGAGGCUCCACCACCGAGGGCUUCGAGGAUUUCACAGGCGGAGUGUCCGAGAUGUACGAGCUGAAGUCGGCACCCAGGGAUCUGCCCCGCAUUAUCACGAAGGCCCUGGAACGGGGAUCGCUGCUCGGCUGUUCUAUAGAUAUCACCAGUGCCUUUGACAUGGAAGCGGUGACCUUCAAGAAGCUGGUGAAAGGUCACGCCUACUCGGUGACGGGACUCAGAGAGGUGGAUUUCCGCGGUAACAGAGAAAAGCUGAUCCGUGUCCGGAACCCAUGGGGGCAGGUGGAGUGGACAGGGGCAUGGAGUGACAAUUCAUCCGAAUGGAACCAGGUUGAUCCGUCCGAAAGAGAGGAGUUGAACUGCCAAAAAGAGGACGGAGAGUUCUGGAUGUCGUUUCAGGAGUUUAAGCGUCAGUUCUCGCGCUUGGAGAUCUGUAACCUGACGGCGGACGCGCUAAGUGACGACAGUCUGAGCUUCUGGAACACCAUCAAGUUCGACGGCACCUGGAGGAGAGGGAGCACGGCGGGAGGCUGCAGGAAUCAUCCCAACACAUUCUGGAUAAACCCGCAGUACAAGAUCACGCUGCUGGAAGAGGACGAUGACCCCGACGAUCCCGAGGUGGCCUGCAGCUUCCUGGUGGCACUGAUGCAGAAGGACCGGCGGCGCUACCGUAAACAGGGCCAGGACAUGCACACCAUCGGCUUCGCCAUCUACGAGGUCCCAGAAGAGUCCCGCGGUUGCCAGAGCGUUCACCUGAAGAAGGAGUUUUUCCUCCGCAACUCGUCCUGCGCUCGUUCCGAGACCUUCAUCAACCUGCGCGAGGUGAGCACGCGACUCCGGCUGCCUCCAGGCGAGUACCUCAUCGUGCCCUCGACGUUCGAACCCGGGAAAGAAGCCGACUUCGUCCUCCGUGUGUUUACCGAGAAACAGUCCGAGACUGAAGAGAUGGACGACGAGGUGUCGUUCACGCUGGACGAAGAGGAGGACAUCACCGAGGAAGAUAUCGACUCCUCAUUCCGAAACAUGUUUGCUCAGCUUUCUGGUGAGGAUAUGGAGAUAUCAGUCCAUGAGCUGAGGACCAUCCUGAACAAAGUAGUGUCCAAACACCGGGAUCUGAAGACGGACGGGUUCAGUUUGGAGUCGUGCAGGUCCAUGGUGGCCCUCAUGGAUAAAGACGGAAGCGCUCGUCUGGGAAUCGUGGAGUUCCAGAUCCUGUGGAAUAAGAUCAGGAAGUGGCUGGGAAUUUUCCGGGAAUUUGACCUGGACAAAUCAGGAACCAUGAGCUCGUAUGAGAUGCGAUUGGCCGUGGAGAAUGCUGGUUUUAAGCUCAACAACAAGCUGAACCAGGUGCUCGUGGCGCGUUACGCCGACCAAGAGCUGAUCGACUUCGACAACUUCAUCUGUUGCCUGGUCAAACUCGAGGCCAUGUUUAGAACCUUUAUGCAGAUGGACAAAGACGGCAGCGGGGUCGCCGAACUUUCCAUCUCUGAGUGGCUGUACCUGACCAUGUGCGGCUGAGUCUCCUGACCCAAGCUGCGUCGAGAGAUUUUUGGACGAGGAUCACAACCGGAGCGUCGAUUAACCCUCGGACGCAGAGAAAACAUUCGGCCUUAACCACUUCAAUGCUAACUAGUCCCACCUCAGACACCUUAUUAUGUUAACGACUAUGCAACGUAACGAGCUUAACCACCUAAAACCACACGAUUUGUGUUGCACUCCAUACACACACACACACACACACACACACUGCUGCAUGUAUAUCAAGAGCAAACAAAUCUCGCACGUCACUAAUCUUAUUUCAUAGCUUUUGAUUGUAACCUACAAUAUACAGUAUUUUCUCUUAUUUGGAGAUGUGUAAUGUUUUAUUUCGAAAAAUGUAGACCACUACAUAACCAGUGCGUAUCCAUGAAAUAAUCCAGUAUAUGAUUGGGCGUGUGCCGGUGAUCGGUUAGACGAUACGUCGUAAUGUUCAGCAUGCAUGAUAUUAAUCUUUGGCACGUUUAUCCAAACUAAGAAGAAAAAAAAUUAUUUAUAUAUAUAUAUAUACACACACUGAUUUAAGAACCAUUUCAAGUUAAAGUGCUGCAGCUAAACACGGUCAUCUUCUUAAAAUCGUAUUCAAACAUAACAUCGUGAUGAUAUCGGAAACCAGGACUGGAUAUCCUUUGUUAAUCACGACAACUAUCACGAUGUAAAACUUGAUAUCGGCACACGCCUGAUAACGUUUCACUACGUGUUCGUGUGUAACCUGAUAUGCAUAGCAAAAGCCAAACUGAUCU